GAACACCAUCUCUCUUCUCUUCCGAUGUCUCACCUCAUUUUUUUCUUCUCGCAUCUUCUUUUACUCCUCCUUUAAAUAAAGAAAUAUAUUUGUUUCUCCCUCCUCCAUAGAUAGCCUCCAACCAUGUCGACCACCGUUCCACCACCCACGCAAAGGGUGCGGUGCGUGUACACCACCGUGCUGAGCAGCAAAGCGACGCGCUACUUCGCCGUGGCGCCGGUUAAGCUCUACGAAAACAUUCUCGCUACACAGCUAAGAGACGAUGUGACGGCGCUGGUGGCUGCGAACGCGGAGGACGGCGGUGCGUGCUGCAACACCGCGAACACGAACAGCACCAGCAGCGGCAGCAGCAGCACUUCUGACAUGCCAUUGCCGAGCCCCACCAAGCCGUGUGUCUGCUUGACCAACGUCACAUUACUGGAGGUCAACCGCCGAUUUGCUGAUAUGCCAAACCUGUUAGGCGUGACAUUCGAGGUGUACUACGCCGUCUACGAGUACAAAGACGGACAGCUCAUCUCUUCUUCUUCUUCUACUUCAACUUCAACUUCGACUCCGGUGCCGACGCUCCCGUUCGCCUGGACCACACCACGCAACAGCGCGUUCCCGCAUGUCGUGUCGAACCUCUUUCACGCCCUGACGCGUAAGACGUACCUGAGCGAGCUGACGGCGUCACCGAGCGUGCUGGCCCACGUGACGAUCGAUGAGGUGGACUUCGUGCUUCACAGCGAUUACGAUUUCGGUGACGACGACAACGACGACGGUCGGGGCGAGGACGGUCGUCUCACCGGCGCGGAGGGUUUCCACGCGUUUCAAAUGACGACGAAGGCAGCACCGGAAGCGUGUCCAACAUCCGCAGCGUCCGUGCUGCUCGGGAGCGACGAUGAUGCCACCACCGUGGUGGAUUACUGCACCGCGCUGCGUGGCCCUGUAUCUCCCGCCUACGCGUACACGCCUGCCAUGUUUAAGGUGCACAAAACGGAUCCCAACGGCACCGUCGUGACCUACGUCUACCCCGACGCGGUCGUCUACGCGGCGAAGGGCAUCGACGUGUCGUCGUCGUCCGCGCGCUGCGAUGGCGUGAUGUGCCCGAUAGGGAUUUUGUGUGGCGUGGUGAUGAUCAUGCUGGUUCUGGCGGCGAGCAUCGCGUUUGUGGUGCACCGCUGCCGACGUCGUCGCAACGAGCGCGAAGACGAGAAGCGGCUUCUGCAGCGUCAGCAACGUUGA
Molecule: messenger RNA, 1224 nt
Organism: Leptomonas pyrrhocoris
Lineage: Eukaryota; Euglenozoa; Kinetoplastea; Trypanosomatida; Trypanosomatidae
Product: unspecified product
Exons: 1
Coding region: 124-1224 (366 amino acids)
Source: RefSeq, a predicted model, not a curated record